This is a messenger RNA of Stegostoma tigrinum, 213 nucleotides long. RefSeq lists its product as uncharacterized. Lineage: Eukaryota; Metazoa; Chordata; Chondrichthyes; Orectolobiformes; Stegostomatidae. The record is from RefSeq and is a predicted model, not a curated record. The transcript has 3 exons. The annotation marks the transcript as partial.
GAGGGCGAGGACGAGGACGAGGACGAGGACGAGGACGAGGACGAGGACGAGGACGAGAGGGAGAGCGAGGGAGAGCGAGAUCGAGAGCGAGAGAGAGAGAGAGAGCGCGAGAGAGAGAGCGAGAGCGAGAGCGAGAGCGAGAGCGAGGAGCGAGAGAGAGCGAGAGCGAGCGAGAGCGAGCGAGAGCGAGAGAGAGCGAGAGAGAGCGAGGGA